Caenorhabditis auriculariae is the source of this 2567-nucleotide messenger RNA. NCBI's taxonomy places the organism in Eukaryota, Metazoa, Nematoda, Chromadorea, Rhabditida, Rhabditidae. The record is from the annotation of a GenBank genome assembly.
AUGUUGCUACGGUUAAGGAUAGCCAGCGGCGUUUGGAUAUUCCUUCUAUUGUUUUCCUUCGUUCAUUUUUCAUUCUGUGUUAAGAGUAAGUUUUAUUUAUAUAUAUUUUUUUUUCAAUGUUAAGGGUAUCGAAGUUUGUUGUAGUCAGAAAAGUUUUUGGACCCAUUUUCAAGUUUUCGUAAAAAAUUUUCACAAAUUUAAAAAGGGUCUUCUGUACAGAUUGUUGUUUUAAAUUUCGUACAAGUGGCUGGAAAAGUUAUAGUGAUAUCUAGAAGGCUUUGAGGUUUUAAGAACCCCGAUCGGUCACAAAAAUGAAGAAGAAAAAAUUCAUGAACACUUUGAAAGCUCUUCUUUUUCAUACACUAAGCAGAAAGACCUGAAAAACCCCUAAAAGGAUCACUAAAAUAUAAAAUGAAGGCUUCCCAAAUCUCGAAAAACUUAAGGUUGAAGCAUAGAAACUAUUCUUGCGCUGAAAAAAAUCAAAAAUAAAGAAAGAUGAUUUUUCAGGUAAAUACGAUUUCGAUUUAUACGACGAUGAGCCGUCAGUAGACGCCGUAAUGGAGAGAUUUCAAAUAUAUUGUUCAAAAAUACAUAAAAGGUAACUUUUUUUUUCUCCAUUUUUUUUUUCAUUCCUUCCUCCUCAAUGCUUCCGUUUCUGAUCUGACGUUCGUGUUCCCACAAAAUCUCCGGGAUUUGUGGGUAGAAUCGAGCAUUUUCGAGCAUAAUCCACUGUUUUCACCAGCCUUAUCCAUCACUCUCUUAUCCAUAUUCGUGUUUAUUUAUAGCUUCAAAGUAAUUUCGAGACCAGAGACUUUAGAAUGGUGCAAAUUUCGCGACAACUAUAUAGUCAAGAAGAGGCAAAACGUCAAAAUCGAGAUUUAACUGCAAAAGUCAGUGACGCGAAAAGAUGAAUUGGCCUAUUCUUCAUCCAAAAAUAGCCGUGUUUGCGCCUUUUUUAGACACAACUUUUGUUUAUAGGCCCUUCGUGUUUCCGAUUUCGAGAAGAAAAAAAGAAAAAUUAUCCCGAAAGGGUCUGUUAUUUGAAGUUAGAAAAAAAAUGCAGCAUUUUUAAAAUUGGAAAAAGUCCGUUCGAAAUUUUUUAACGAACUUUUGUAAAAAGCCAAAAAAACGAAAAAAAUUGCUAGGAAUUUUUUUCUCCAUUACUUUUUUUCUCUUAUCAACUUUAAAUCUUCAUACAAAAAUUUUUUUCAAAAAAAUAAUAAAUUCGAUUCGAUUCGUUUGAAAAAUUUUUAGCCGAAAUGUUUUUUUAUUGGCCCUUCUGAGGAAAAAAAGACCGGAAUAUAUGAAAACAAAAUUUAAAAAUCCAAGAACAUUCAUAAAAUCCUUCAGCAGUAGAAUUUGCAUUUCAAGGAGAAAAAAAUUAUUCUGAAAGCAUUUUCCCAAUCCGCAGAUCCCUGCAUUAUUUUUAGCUAAACCGACAAAAUUCAAUUCAUUUUUCCAUUUCCUUGAGGGUGGAAAGUCUUUAAAUCCUCUUAUCAGCCCUAAUCUAUCAAAUGUUGAAGCUUUUCUGCGGAUUUUCUAAAUGGAGACAAUGAAUUUUGCCAGUCGCCGAGUGGGACAAAAAAUAAAAGGAAAAGGACGCUAAGUGCGCUCUAUAUAUAAUGAUAUCACAUUAAUUUCUAGAGUUCUUUAAAUAAAAUUUAUGGUUCUCAUCAAAAAAUAGAACUGCUUCAACAAUAAAAAAAAAUGAAAAGUUUUUCGCAGCAUUUUGCAGCGCGACUAAGGAAACUUAAGCUUUUCGAUACUUAACAUAAGCGGAAGAUUUUUUUAAAUGAAGAAUAUUUCCAGUUCGAACUUUUGCUGUAUCUAAUUCUGUACCCUUUUCUGCUGAAUGGAACUCAUAACAUCUUCGAAAAAUCCCAAAAAUUUGUUAACAUCGUUUCCGAAAUAUUUAAAGGCGCAUAGGGUGCUUUGAAAAUUUUCAUGAUGGUAUGAUACCUGAAAGGUCACAGAACACAGUUUUGAAUAAAAAUCAGUUCAGUUUCUUUUGGGCAGCUCUAUUUGAGAAAAGUUUCAGUAAAAGAUGUACUGAUAAGUCAAAAAUAGUGAUGUUCCUGUUUUAAAAGGGUUGAUAACAAAUUUUUUUUUUUUUCAAUUCAUUCAAACGCCUAUAUAAAACGAGAAAAAAAGAUUCCUAAAAUCCCCUCAUCACUCCCAAGUCAAUCCGGCUAUUGUGAAAGGUUGUUUUUGACGAAAAAUGCUGCUUGAGCCUCGAUUACCCCCCGCAAAAAGCUCAAAUUUAAGUCGAUGAGGUUUAAUACUUCACCAUAGAAGUUGGAACUUGAUCGGCGAGCAAAGGAUCAGAAAACAAUGAAAGAUUAGCAAAAAACACACACCUGAAAUACGGUGAACGGCGAACAAAGGAGUCCAUUUCCCACGCAAAAAUUCUGAUUGAUCAAACUUCCGCAAAGAAAAAAUAAAUGAUAACAUUCUCUCGAUAGAACGAACAAACUUUUAAUUAUUUCAGGACGCCUCCGGGGAUGACGAUACGAUCAGCUCCUUCGCGUCUCAAUAUACAACUUUGCAAAUUCAUCUCGCGACGGUGA